AUGAGGAUCAGAAUAAGAGUCGCGAGAGAACCGGCACAGAAUAAGGGUCACAAGGUUCAGUUUAAGGGUCACGAGGAUGGGAUUAACGGUCACGAGGGUGAGAUUAACGAUCACAUGGGUCAGAAUCAGGGUCAUGAGGGUCAGAAUGCAUUUGGAGAUCACAGACAGGGGAGAAUGGCCCUUCACGCGGAGCCUCCGGCGAAUAAAGCCAAACGAGAGCAAGCUCUCCGCCACAUUCUGGCAGCUAGAAGACGUCAGAUCCUGGCACCAAGAUCGAUUACACCGAGAACUCCAAAACCAGUUGGCAAUGUAUCCAAGGAUCCCCUGGACAUGCUGGAGGGGCAGGAGACACGACACGGUGUUUUUGUCACAGCACCAAUGGGCGAUCAGAUCGCUGAAAUAGUCGAGGACGAUGAGGACGCGGAGAUAACACCGUCUACAAUGCAAAUUAUCGAGGCGCCUUCAAAUCCCAGUGAAAACACAUCGACAUUUAUCCCGGAGUUCGGCAAUAACACGAAAAAAGAUGUUAAUGCAUCGCGAAACUCAUCGAUAUCUUCGAGAAGCCAGAAGAGCCCGGAUGACGUUUCGCGGAGGAAAAACACUGUUGCGAUGCCGGAAUCGCUCUACAAUCACUUCAGGCCGGUGGAAAGUAACAUUCCCGUGGAGGACAUGACGCAGUUUCUGUAUUUCGGCCAGAAAAUUCACCCCGAAAACACAACGAGCAACAACUCGGUGGAGGUGACAUCGGCCUCGCCGACGUCCGUAAACUCCCGAAGGAGAUUUAAUCCAAAGAGAUUCAGUACAACUCUCAGUUCAGUUCCCAAACUCGAGGACAUCAUGAACGAGGAAAUGGACAUUGCCCUGGAGAAGUCGACAGUCGAGAGGAAUAAAAUCCUCAAGACAAAGAAUGCAUUCAGAAAUACCGGUAUUUACUCUAGAAAGCCACCGGUUAGGCCAUCAGAUCCGACAAUAGUCACGAACGUUAUUUUAACGAAUAGAAACAAGAGCGAGACAGAAGUGGACUCGUCCGCUCACGCCAACCAGCUGGCGAUUGCCGAUCAGGGAAAAGGAAGUUCGACCCACUGGGCCAACAGCACGACAGAUUCAACCCAGAUUCCGCCGGUACGCCAGGACAACGGUACCGAGAGUGAAAUGACUGGAUCUGACGUCAUAACGACGAUAUAUCCCGGCGAAUUGCCGGACGACUACCAAAACGACGCGUCAACUUCGGCUGGUAAACAUCGCUUCUUCAGAAGUAAAAAGAGCGACUCGAUUUCCCGAAGUGACACGAUUGACGAGGCGGUGACGACGGAGGCGAGCGCCGUGGUCGUCACAACGGAGAACGACGAGCUCCGUCGGCUGACGAGACUGUCGACCUGGAUGUCAGUCGACCAAGUGACAUCGUUAUCCUCGUCGACGGACGCGUCGACGGUCAACGACCUCACACCAAACACCCCCACACUAUCCGACGAUCUCCGUCAGCCGCAUUCGUCCCUGAGGAUAGUCGUCACGGAGCCGACGGCCGACGGAUUAGCGACGGCGCACGCCGAAAAUUCGACGGCCGCGCCAGUCGCAACGGCAACCGCUGCGGUCACAACGGAGAGGUCGCCAGCAUCGUUAACGAACUCAACGGAUCUAACGGAGACGGUCCCACCUGUUGCUUCAACGCAUCCGUACACCUACACCAUAACAAACGUAACUCGUCUGUUACGCAACUACACUGGACCUGGGCCAAGUGAGAAGACAGCAGCAGCGACAGCGCUGAAAACCCCGGGAUCGGAAGGGGAAGAGGAAAAAGAAAAUGAUGAUGAUGAGGCUGGACUCCUUCCUCCACUUUCCGGCGUUGUAGGUAUAGAGUCGGCGCGCGCGUCCGCUGGUGCCAGUGGUGAUCCGGCCGCCGUUGAAACCACAACGCUGGUGGGGGAUCGCGGUAGAAGACUAACACAACAGCGGAAUACAUCGCGCAAUAACACAGUGAACUCGAUUGACGUGAAUUUCACAACGGAAAACACUGUGACGAGUGGAAUUGAUGCUGACGGUGCAUCGACAGUCCGCUGGAACGACACAGCGAGGGCUGACGAUGAGAGGGAGACAAGUGGUGAUCGUAGAUUUAUGAGAAAAUCGGCAAGUGCUGUGUUGAAUCAGCGGACGAGUGAGGAUAGAGAGUUCAAGAGGAGGCGUGGUGACACCGGUGGUAGAAGGGUCAAGGGAUUGAAGAGUGAAGAGAGACAUCUCGGGUACAGGUCAAUGGACAAUAAAACGCGGAGUGACCAUGAGGUGACUUUGCAUAACAAAACAGGGAAUAUUGACGCGAUGGGGAAGCUAGUUGACGACCGGACGACCCUGUCGCCUUUCACAAUUCUCGAUGUGCCACCGGUGAGUAGCGGUGAGCAGUCCAAGCCCAACAGGACUGAGGAAAGUGCCAGGGGAGAUGACAAAUUGGCGGUCACCACAGUUCCGAGUGAAUACAGUGAAUCCUACGGCUCGGCGGAGGCCACGACAGUGGGGACUGUCGAAGCCUCGACAAUGGGGUCACUGGGCCCAACAAUGAGAAGCGCAUCAGCAACGACAACCGCGAGACCGCCGGUUUUCCCGGUAACACCGGUCAUUCUGAAUGGAUUGAAUAAGGUCACUAGGGACGAGCCGGACGAGCCGAUUGACGCGGCCGGGCCGAAAAAUCCGGAGAAGCCCUUCGGCAUUGACAAGGAGCUCGAUCCCUCGGAAAUCCAAAAGAUGUACCGUGCCCAGACCACCUUGAAGCCCGAAACAACCAUGACGACACUACCCCCUGAGGUCACGAGGCUCGGGGACAACCCGAUGACCUCUGAAGCGAAAAUGGUAACGGCCAAACCGCAGGUGGGUGAGAGGUCACCAGAAGUCAGAGGUAGAAAUCUCUCCGACAAAAGCAAGGAUAAGGACGAUGUUCUUCCCAUAAUGCAGCUGUACAAUAACUCUAACAUCUUGAAUGGCACGAUGAAAAAUCCACUGGAGGGCGAGGGCACAACAGCCCCUCCGCCGACGAGACUAACCCCUGACCCCGGAGCAAUGACAUUAACUCCGCCAGCGGAAGCUGUCACAGUGCGACCGGCGGAGGAUGCGAUCGGCAAUAAACACGAUUGGGUGGCGGAUUCCGAGGAUGGUGGGGCUGUUAAUUCAACGAGAACGAGUAAAAAUCGGCAAGAUGUGAACCGGGAAGUUCAGGAUAGCCCUGGCAGAUGGUCAAAUGCAUCGGCUUCCGCUAAUAAAACACGUGCUAGGCCACUUUUUUAUAAUUCGGGACCACCGGAAUACAGUGGCUAUCAUCCUGAGUUGAAUGCGAGUUACUUUGGGCCCGGCACGAUCGCCGAGAGCCCCAGGGACGUGCUCAAUGUCAGUGAGGUCAUAACCAAGAGACACGAUGGCGAUACCCUAGCCACCCAGGAGACUGUUGCAAUUGUUAGUUAUAUCCUAGCUACGUUAGUUGUCUUCCCAAUAGCCGUUGGUGUUGGGCUCAUCCUCAGAAGACUGAUCAUUAGAAAUCGAAAGGUGCUGGAGGAGUCGGACACGUCAUCUGAGAUAAGCUGCAGAAAAGACGCUCUGAAUCUCGAGAAUGGGGACUUCAAGACAUCGAUUGAAAAAGCGAUAACAAAAUUGCCGAGGAUACAGCAUCUGUGUCACGAGGCUGAAAAACCACCGCCUCCGUCGUCCCAGGAGUCGCGCUGGGAGUUUCCACGUGACAAGCUCAGAUUGCAAACUGUACUUGGUCAGGGCAAUUUCGGACAAGUUUGGAAGGCCGAGGCCGACGAUUUAACCGGUCACCAGGGAACAACGAGGCUCGUUGCUGUUAAAACGGUUAAGGAGGGCGCAUCGGCCAGGGAGAAGGAGGAUUUAGUCAGAGAGUUGGAGAUAAUGCAGCAGCUCGGCAAUCAUCCCAAUGUCGUUACGUUGCUGGGCUGCUGCACUGAAGAAGAGCCACAUUACUUGAUACUGGAGUACGUCAUGUAUGGGAAGCUGUUGGCCUACUUGAGGGACCACCGAACGCGACAGGACUUCUACAAUUUCAGCGAGGACUCGGCAGCCCUCACGUCCCGAGACCUCACGGUCUUCGGUUAUUGUGUGGCCAGGGGAAUGGAGUAUCUCGCCUCCAAAAAGAUAAUCCAUCGUGAUCUGGCAGCGCGAAAUGUCCUGGUGGAUCACAACAAACUCUGUAAGAUAGCGGACUUCGGUAUGUCGAGGUUCGCCAACGAGGAUGGCGAAUGCGUCGAGACGAGACACGGCAGAAAUGCCCUGCCAAUAAGGUGGAUGGCCCCGGAAUCCCUCAUCUACUCCCUCUUCACAACAAAAACCGACGUAUGGAGUUUCGGCAUACUCAUGUGGGAGAUCGUAACCCUAGGUUCCACGCCGUACCCGGACAUGGCAGCGCGCGAGGUCAUGCGGAACGUACAGAAUGGCUAUAGACUGGAGAGGCCCUCGCACUGCCGCAGUGAGCUCUUCAGGGUGAUUGCCAGGUGCUGGCAUGCCGAUCCCGAUCGUCGGCCCGAGUUUCAAACACUCAGGAGGGAUCUCGCUCAGUUGCUCGAGGAUAAUAUGAAUGGACAUUACGUCGAUCUUGAGAGUUUUGCCUCUGAAUGCGCUGACUGAGUACUUAUCAUCCUCAAAAUUCGAUAUUUAUAAUCGUGAAAUUGGAGGUGGAGUUGAGGCUUCGUGUGAGAUACCUUGGGGACAGAGGGAGUUGAUUGGGGGAAUCCCGGGACUACGCGCGAUUUUCAUUUUUACCGAAUGAAUAUCGAUAACUAAUCAAUUUAUGUGUUUAAUGUUUUGAAUUUGUAUC
This is a messenger RNA of Diachasma alloeum, 4810 nucleotides long. RefSeq lists its product as uncharacterized. The coding region runs from base 1 to 4620 and encodes 1539 amino acids. Gene Ontology annotation, cellular component: signaling receptor complex. The record is from RefSeq and is a predicted model, not a curated record. NCBI's taxonomy places the organism in Eukaryota, Metazoa, Arthropoda, Insecta, Hymenoptera, Braconidae. The transcript is spliced from 7 exons. Gene Ontology annotation, molecular function: ATP binding; transmembrane receptor protein tyrosine kinase activity. Gene Ontology annotation, biological process: positive regulation of kinase activity; protein phosphorylation; multicellular organism development.